AUGCUACGCCGUGCGGGGAAUCUUCUCAUGAGCUGGCCAACUAGUAAAAGCGGGAUAGGCGUUACAAUUCAUGUACUUCCAGAAGGCAGGAUGACGAGGCACGCCAGGAUGAUCGGAAGCCGGAAGAGUGCAGCCGCCCCAUCGAACAUGGAGCACCCUCCAGCGCCCUACUUUAGAGACUGCCUCUCAGCGACAGAUCUCGACCUCAACAUCGAAGUUAUCCACAGCAUGGUGUCCAAAGAAGGUUUCUACCACUUCUGCAGCACCCUCAGCCCACCCAUACCUGACAUCAUGCACCACAUCCCUUCGUUCGACACACACCAGUGCACAGUCAACAUCACCAUCAAUUCUUUCAACACCGAACUCUCAAAAGAAGCGGGGGCGAAAUUCUUUUCUUCAAUCAGACGUCCCUGGCCAGAAGGGAACAACCAACUGGCAAAGGCAGAGGAGAUGGGAGGCAACAGCGAUCCUGGUGCAGCUUGGUUCUUCCAGGUGGAGGUCCGAUUGAACAAGGAAGGGUUCUUGCAGCAGUUCCAGGACGACGUGUUCUUCAGUUACAUGAAGUUGAAGCGGCAGGAGAUCAGGAAUUUAGCGGACAUUAUUGUGAUCAUGCCGGGCAUAGUGGUGUACGAUGAACAGCGAUAA
This is a messenger RNA of Laccaria bicolor S238N-H82, 645 nucleotides long. RefSeq names its product vacuolar ATP synthase subunit d. The transcript is spliced from 2 exons. Lineage: Eukaryota; Fungi; Basidiomycota; Agaricomycetes; Agaricales; Hydnangiaceae. The coding region runs from base 1 to 645 and encodes 214 amino acids. The record is from RefSeq and is a predicted model, not a curated record. Gene Ontology annotation, molecular function: proton-transporting ATPase activity, rotational mechanism. Gene Ontology annotation, biological process: vacuolar acidification; vacuolar transport; proton transmembrane transport. Gene Ontology annotation, cellular component: fungal-type vacuole membrane; proton-transporting V-type ATPase, V0 domain; vacuolar proton-transporting V-type ATPase complex.